UCUUGGUGUUUGAUCAUUCUCACUCGUCACUUUUCUUCCAAAUUGUUACUUGAAAUUUGAUGCUGGAUAUGCAAGUGCCUCUUCCAAUUGUUCAACCUGUUAGUCAGAUUCACAGAUGGUGAACUUUUUCAGGAGUUACUGCUGUAUAGGACAGUAUGUAUUAUCAGGCUGCAAAUCAGUUAUCCUGUUGUUGUACAGAAGAGCUUCCUGUUAGCAAGACCAGAUUUUUUGGUUCUGAAAUGCUUAUAUGAUCUGAUUCUGGAAUGAUUUCUCAGGAAUCCUCUGUUUCCAGCACACAGAUGAAAUGGUUAUGUUAGAAAAGCUUCAAAUCUCAAAUCAGAAGCAUAUUCUUUUCUGCUGUUAUCACUGUCAGUACGUUGAAGAAGAAGAGUGUAGGGGACCCUGCAACAUUGCCAAACUAGGUGUUGGAAUACCCGUUUCCAUUCGGUGAGCGAGAUUUGAUACAUGAAUAACAACGGUGGAUCUUCUCUUCCCACUCUACCAUUCGUUCUGUUCUAUUCCGACUUAGGUUCUAUUCUGAUAGGAAGUUGAUAAACUUAACGAGAUUUUCUUCUGUGAAGACGAAUGACUGACCGGAUUAGGAAAGGAAAGAUGUCCGACACAGUAACCGAAAAACAAAAUAUUUACACUAUGCUAAACCGGGUCCAUGCUAUGGACCAGGGUAUUAUUGUCUUUGUGGUUUCGUGUGUGAGAAGUUGCGUGUUGCUGAAAUGUAACUGCCACUUGAUUUCUUAAUUAUAUAUAUGAUUUUUUUUUUUUAAUUUCCUUUUUCCCGGCUUUUGAACUUCUCACUCAACUUCUCUCUCUAAACUGCUUUCGAACUUCUCUCUGAAUUUCUCUCUCCAUUUCAAAUUUAAUUUCAGUGAUUAUUUUCAUCCAUUUGCAUCAAAUUACUCUUCCGAUCUUCUUUUUUCUAAAAAAUGGUGAAGAAAGCGGCACCGAAGAAUCCGGCAGCGAAGAAACCGGCAGCGAAGAAACUUGAAAUCGACAAUUCCGUCGCUGAAAUGGCUGUUGAAGCUCCUCGAAGGCGAGGAAGAAGGCCAAAUGCUGUUUCUGAAGAAAUUUCUGGAAUCUGUGUCUAUAAAGAAGAACAAAAAGGCUGGCAAUCCGAAAACAAAAGCAAUUGAGCUUGUACCUGAAAAAGAACCAGUUGAAGAAGAACAACCUAAUCAACUAGUUUUACAAAAUUCUUCUCUAGUUGACGUUCCACAGCCUGAAUCUCAUCAACUUCAUUCACAAGUUUUGAAAGAAGUUGGCGCUGAUGGCCUGCCUAUCGUGUUUAAUUUUGAUACACAAUGUUUAGGAGGAUCAUUGUGUAAAUUAAUUAAAGACUUCUCUCCUGAACAAAAGGCAGCUGUUCAAGAGAUAGGCUUUGGAGGAUUGUUAUGCCUUCAAUUAAGUCGAAAGAACACUCAAAUGAUGUACUGGUGCAUCAAAUGCUUUGAUGGAGUGAGUUCUUUGUUCACUAUCAGUGAUUCCAAGCAGUUUGAAAUCAUUGAUUAUGAUGUGUACGAUUUGUUUAUGCUCCCCCUUUCUGAGCUGGAGGUUGAAGGGGUUAAACGCGGGCGCAAUUCUACUAAUCCUGAUUUGGAUUUGAAGGUCAAGUGGAGAAAAGAGUUUGGAUUUGAAGAAGUCAAUGCUCAAAUUCCUGUGAGGUUGCUUGAGGAAAAUAUCAAAUUGUUGACAGACGGUGGUGAUCUGUUUAAACAAUUGUUUGUUUUUGUUGCUUUUUCUACAUUUUUGACUCCUACAGCCAAUAGGACUGUAGAUUUACGAUUGGCUAAGGCUUUGGAAGAUCCUAAAAUGAUUCCCCAAUACAAUUGGUGUAAAUACGUUCUUGACGUAUUAUGUGAGGAAACUGUGAAAUUUAAAAAUUGUCUAUUGAAAGGCAAAGAUCAAAAGACAUUUGGAGGCUGUGUUGUGUUUUUGCAACUUGUUUAUUUUCAGUGGAUUAAGUUUAGGAAUUCCAGUAGUAUUCCUGAUCAAUUACCUCUUAUUCAGCAUUGGACAUCGAAGAUGGUAACUGAUCGGAUUCAUGCUGAAAAUGCAAAUAUGAGUGCAUUAUAUGGUUCUGGAAUUUUGGAGAAGGAGAAGUAUCCAAUUUCCAAAAAAUUUGUUUUUGUUGAUGGUCAAAUAGAUUUGAGACAAAUAGAAUCUAUUUCCAAAGAAGGUGAACCUGACAGCAGUGGGAGAAGUGCUGAACAACCCUCUGUUGGCCGUCGGCGUCCUAGGAUUCUUCAGUUUGAGCUCCCUGAUUCUCAUCCUAGUGAUGAAGAAAUUCUCUCCAAAGCCACUGAUAAGUUUCAUGGUCAGUGGUUGUUGAUGAGGAGAGAUUUGGAUGUCGUUUCGGCCAUCCAUGCUGACGAGCUGUUCAAAAUACAGGCUUCGAUGGCAGCACAGAGUCAUGGUGAUGAUAUUUUGGAGAAUUCCACUUAUCAAAAUAUGGUUGAUGAGUUGGUGGAUUUUCAUCAAAUGGUGAAGAAUCUACCAAAUGGUUGGGAUGCUCUUUUUGAUGAUAGUAACAAUCCUGUUGUUACCGUUGCCCCUCAACCUUCUGCUGUUGUUCCAACUGAGCCUGCAGUUUUGUCUACUGUUGCCGUUGUUGAUCCAACAACAUCUACUGAAGCAGUUGGUAAUCCAGCUCAAGCUACCUCUCAAAUAUAUGAAGUUCUUGAUGAUUUGAAUGCCAAAAUUAAAAGAACUACAAAGGAUGAUGAUGAUGAAAAUGGAUGAAUGUGAGCGCGUGUGGGCUGCAUUCCAAAAAUGCAUCAUUAACAACAAUGCUGUAUCCAAUGUGGAUGUGAGUGUCUAUGGCAUAGAGGAGAACGUGUUGUUCAUGUCUCCGUUUAUGAUUGCAUUUGAAGAUUUAAUAAGACAUCUUCCAGCAUAUAUUUGUUCAAGAAGUUGUGGAUUUUGCUGCUUUGUCUGAUGGAGAGGGUAUU
Messenger RNA from Spinacia oleracea (spinach), 2963 nucleotides. RefSeq lists its product as uncharacterized. Lineage: Eukaryota; Viridiplantae; Streptophyta; Magnoliopsida; Caryophyllales; Amaranthaceae. The transcript is spliced from 7 exons. Bases 1066 to 2754 code for a protein of 562 amino acids. The record is from RefSeq and is a predicted model, not a curated record.